CCUUCAAGAAAUUGCAACCCGGAAAAAGGAAAGAAACCGUUCAAAUCAAACCGUGGCGGCAAAAAUGGACACGCAAACUGGAUCAGACACAAACGAAGACUUCCGAGUGCGGCUGAUGUCGAAAAAUCAAGUUGUGCAACAGAUGAAGCACUACAAAGACAUUUUAAACGAGGCGCUGUCUGGACAAACGGCAAUUCCGGAGAACACGAAGCGAGUUUUGCUUGAGCAGCUGUUGGCGGAUUUUGAGGCUGCCGUCCAAGCAAACGUGUUAGUGAAUGGACAGACGUGGGACCAAUGUCGACAUGACGACGAUGAGGACAAGCUGGCGCAGCUGGAAAAGCAGAUGGACGACGUCAUCGUGGAGACGGUGAAAAAGCGACGCACGUUCCCCAAGCAAGUCCUGCGCUGGGCCGUGCGCGCCCUCAAAGCGGAACGGCGACUUGCAGACUUUUAUGAAAAACCAGUAAAACCCCAGCAGAUGCUCACAGACCCUCAGACAGAUAGCUUGAUGAAGGACUUGUCGGAUCGGGCAUCUGAACUGAAGGAACACAGCACACAAGUCGUCAAGUCCAUCUGCACACUUCAGAAACAGGCCGAAGGCUUACUGGAGGUGAUCGGCAUGAAGCCGAGUCAGGCGUCAUUGGAGGUGCACCGCGAAGUAUUUGGCAGCGAGCAACUGACAGAAACUCCGCCUCCUUCGCCAAACCCCGCUCAGUGGAGCGGGAAGUGGAACAGGCAGUCGGUCCGACGAGACGUGUGGGACGCCGUGGCCUCGGCGGGAUACGUGGGUGGCAAAAAAGCAUGAUGAGUAAUGUAAUUAAACGUUUGGAAUUCA
This is a messenger RNA of Hippocampus zosterae (dwarf seahorse), 835 nucleotides long. It is a transcript of the gene nsl1, whose product is annotated as NSL1 component of MIS12 kinetochore complex. The record is from RefSeq and is a predicted model, not a curated record. Gene Ontology annotation, cellular component: MIS12/MIND type complex; kinetochore. Gene Ontology annotation, biological process: mitotic sister chromatid segregation. The transcript has 6 exons. Lineage: Eukaryota; Metazoa; Chordata; Actinopteri; Syngnathiformes; Syngnathidae. The coding region runs from base 65 to 805 and encodes 246 amino acids.